AUGAAUUGCAUAGCUGGCCGCUUGCCAAGGGUACCUUGCGCAAGCUUAAAGGCCACAAGACGCCUCUCGACUACUCCAAGGCUUCGCAUACCAGACAAUGGGCUCAAGACGCAAAAGGUCACGGAUGGCGAGGUUGCUCGACUGGCCGGAAGACCCUUGCAUCCGCUAACUCUAGCAGAUCUAGCCAAGUCCGGACGACCACCUCUCACAGCCGACCAAUUGCUCGACUCGGCCAACUUCACCCUCUCCAUCCUGCCUUCACGUCUCGCACACCGCAUUCAGUCUCUUCGCAACCUGCCCUUUAUCGUCGUCUCCAAUCCAAACGUCUCCAAGAUCCAUAACAACUAUGUCCACUCCUUGUCGACACUCUUACCUUAUGCCUCAAGGGAGAUCAAGACACUGGAAGAAGAGAUCCAAUUCACAAGUGUCAUGGCCGAUCUAGUCCAGACACACUCGAACACCAUUUCUAUUCUCGCUCGAGGCUUUCUCGAAGCGAGAAAGUAUAUUAGUCCGAGCGAGGUAACAAAGUUCCUCGACGAACAUCUCCGUGCGAGGAUAGGCACCCGACUAAUCGCCGAGCAACACAUCGCUCUGCACUUUUCAUCGAAACCUCAUCUCGAACUAUCAGAGCAAAAGACUCAUGUCGACUCAUCAUAUAUUGGUGUCAUUGACACAAAGCUGAGACCGGCUGAUAUCAUCAGACAUUGCGAAGGCCUUGUUGGUGACAUUUGCGAGUACAAGUACGGUGUCCGACCCAGCGUUGUCAUUCGCGGCGAGCCAGAGACUACUCUAGCCCACAUUCCCAUGCAUCUAGAAUACAUCAUCACCGAGCUUUUGAAGAAUGCUUUCCGCGCCACCAUCGAGAAAGGAAACGAACGACACCCCAUCGAAGUAACAAUCGCUCCAGCCCCAGAGGACAUCAAGGGCAAACACAAUGGCAUCACGAAUCACGACCAAGGCAGUGUUGAUGCAGCCUCAGGGGCCCAGCGACCUGCGAAUGCCGCAUCAGCAAACAUUCGUCCACUGGACAAGUCCACUCCAGGCGUCACAAUCCGCAUCCGAGACCGAGGUGGUGGCAUACCCCCUGCUGCUUACGCAAAGCUGUGGGAAUUCGGGUUUACCACUUUCAACGAGCAGGAAAUUGUUGACAUCACUAGUGGAGGCACCAAUGAUGGCGAUGGCUUGAACGCUCUCUCGAAUGCCGGCGGUAAUGAAAAUAGCCUGGCAGGCUUAGGUUAUGGCCUCAAACUAGGCAGGGCAUACGCUGAGUACUUUGGAGGUGGCAUCAGAGUCCAGAGUUUACUCGGCUGGGGCACAGAUGUCUACCUCAGCUUGCGCGGUGUAGGAAACAUUGACUAG
This is a messenger RNA of Aureobasidium melanogenum CBS 110374, 1359 nucleotides long. RefSeq names its product kinase isozyme 4 mitochondrial precursor. The record is from RefSeq and is a predicted model, not a curated record. Bases 1 to 1359 code for a protein of 452 amino acids. Gene Ontology annotation, molecular function: pyruvate dehydrogenase (acetyl-transferring) kinase activity. Gene Ontology annotation, biological process: protein phosphorylation; regulation of glucose metabolic process. NCBI's taxonomy places the organism in Eukaryota, Fungi, Ascomycota, Dothideomycetes, Dothideales, Saccotheciaceae. Gene Ontology annotation, cellular component: mitochondrion. The transcript is spliced from 2 exons.